This is a messenger RNA of Aspergillus calidoustus, 1065 nucleotides long. Lineage: Eukaryota; Fungi; Ascomycota; Eurotiomycetes; Eurotiales; Aspergillaceae. The record is from the annotation of a GenBank genome assembly.
AUGCUAGGACUCAUUCAAUUCUUCACCCUUGCUUGUGGCUUCAUCGUUUCAUUCUUCCCUGAUGAGAUAGAUCGAGCUACGGCUCAUUGGCGACAGUCGCAAGAUCUUUCUCCUCCAGGCAUAACUCAUUGGCCCACGGACAUUUCGAGGGACAUCGUUCCCGUCCAAUGUCAUUCGCACAAUGAUUACUGGCGUCGCGUACCUCUGUACUCGGCUCUUGAAGCAGGUUGUAUCGGCGUCGAGGCCGAUGUGUGGCUUUUUGAUGAGGAGCUUUAUGUUGGACAUUCAAGAGCCUCCCUCACUCCAAGCCGCACGCUACGGAGCAUGUACAUCGAGCCCUUGAUGAGGAUUCUACGCAGACAGAACCCCAUAACCCACUUUAACCCCUUCCAUGAUGAGCCCCUAAACGGGGUCUUUGACACCAAACCUUUACAACCGCUGAUCCUUCUUAUUGACUUCAAGACUGGUGGCGAAGAGACCUGGGACUAUGUCGUUGAGCAACUAGGGCCACUCCGUGAAAGUGGCUAUCUGACCUACUACAAUGGAACUGACAUCAUAAACGGCCCCAUCACCGUCGUGGGAACUGGGAAUACUCCUUUCAACCGGGUCACCGGAAAUGCCACAUAUCGGGACAUUUUCUUCGACGCACCCCUCGACCGACUGGUAGACAAGGUCGACCGAAUUGACACCCCCGCCAUAAUCCGAGCCCGAUCCGAUAACUCUGGCCAAGGCCUAUCAGGAAUAUCAAGUGGAGACAUCGAACCCGACACAUUCGACACCACGAAUAGCUAUUACGCAUCAGUCUCAUUCAAGAAAGCCGUCGGAAUCCCCUGGAUGCUUCACCUGACAGACCGCCAGAUGCAAACCAUCCGAUCCCAGAUUCGCGCCGCCCACCGUCAAGGUCUCAAGGUCCGGUACUGGGGAACUCCCGAUUGGCCGCGGAGUCUGCGCAACCAUGUCUGGCGAGUUCUCGCACAGGAAGGCGUCGAUAUGCUCAAUGUGGAUGAUCUCGAAAGCGCGACUAGAAAGGAUUGGGCGCCUCGACUCUCCGACUGGUGGCAUUGA